Arabidopsis arenosa is the source of this 1435-nucleotide messenger RNA. Lineage: Eukaryota; Viridiplantae; Streptophyta; Magnoliopsida; Brassicales; Brassicaceae. The record is from the annotation of a GenBank genome assembly.
CAUAAUUUACUAAAAUCUGUCUCUAGUCUCUUCUCUUUGCUUUGGUCGUCUCACAAUGAAAGGAGGCAGCCUCACGUUUCUCCUCGUUCUCCUAAUCGCCACCAUCACUUCCGUCCUCUGCUUCAGCGACGGGAUGUUACCGAACGGUGACUUUGAGCUAGGACCAAAACCAUCGGACAUGAAAGGAACACAAGUAAUAAACAAGAAAGCAAUUCCAAGCUGGGAGCUCUCAGGCUUCGUCGAAUACAUAAAGUCUGGUCAAAAACAAGGAGACAUGCUUCUAGUAGUCCCGGCCGGAAAAUUCGCAAUCCGGCUAGGCAACGAGGCAUCGAUCAAACAAAGACUUAACGUUACAAAAGGAAUGUAUUACUCACUCACAUUCAGUGCCGCAAGGACAUGUGCCCAAGACGAACGGCUCAACAUAUCGGUGGCACCUGACUCGGGUGUCAUUCCUAUACAGACGGUGUACAGUAGCAGUGGAUGGGACCUCUACGCUUGGGCGUUUCAGGCCGAGAGUAACGUGGCAGAGAUCGUGAUUCAUAAUCCUGGUGAGGAGGAAGAUCCUGCUUGUGGACCACUUAUUGAUGGUGUCGCAAUCAAAGCUCUAUACCCUCCUCGACCCACCAAUAAGAAUAUAUUGAAAAACGGAGGAUUUGAAGAAGGUCCCUAUGUACUCCCAAACGCAACAACCGGCGUUCUGGUUCCUCCCUUUAUAGAAGAUGACCACUCUCCUUUACCUGCUUGGAUGAUCGAAUCACUCAAAGCCAUCAAAUACGUUGAUGUCGAGCAUUUCUCUGUCCCACAAGGCCGCCGAGCCGUGGAGCUGGUCGCAGGCAAAGAAAGCGCAAUCGCUCAGGUGGCUAGGACCGUUGUGGGAAAGACUUACGUGCUUUCGUUUGCGGUUGGAGAUGCUAACAACGCUUGCCAAGGGUCGAUGAUAGUUGAGGCAUUUGCGGGAAAAGACACUUUAAAGGUACCUUAUGAGUCGCGAGGGAAAGGAGGGUUCAAACGCGCUUCUCUGCGGUUUGUGGCGGUUUCGACCCGCACAAGGGUUAUGUUUUACAGCACGUUUUACUCGAUGAGAAGCGAUGAUUUCUCGUCGCUGUGUGGGCCCGUGAUCGAUGAUGUUAAGCUCCUCAGUGCUCGUAAGCCGUAAGAUGACCAUUGUUUUAAUUUGAAAGUUGUUCGUAUAAGCCAGUGUGUGGUUUUUUUACUAUAUAUGAUUUUCUUAAUCUCUAAUGCUUUUGAAAUGAGAUGAGUAAUACUGAAAGGGUGUUGUGGACUUGUGGUGUAGGGUUUUUAUAUAAGGCAAAAAGGUCUUGCUUAUAUCUAUUUUCUUGUAUGAGAAGGCUGAAGGAAUGUUGUCUUUUUUACUAUCUUUGGUUCUUCUUCUAAAGAGAUCGGGUGAUUAUGAGAAUAAAAGUGUAAUACAUAU